This is a messenger RNA of Daphnia pulex (common water flea), 1699 nucleotides long. RefSeq lists its product as uncharacterized. Gene Ontology annotation, molecular function: protein binding. Lineage: Eukaryota; Metazoa; Arthropoda; Branchiopoda; Diplostraca; Daphniidae. The record is from RefSeq and is a predicted model, not a curated record. The transcript has 4 exons. Bases 610 to 1596 code for a protein of 328 amino acids.
AGUUCAGUAUUCAAUUCAUGGCCAUUAACACAAAGAAACGAGAGCAAGGAGAGCAUGUUUGUGAGCUUGCUUGUCAAUCAGGGUGUAUGAACGCGUCAAGGUGAUCACCAGUGAACCAGCAAUUUUCGUCAAAUCGUCAGUAGCCAGUACGAAAAGAAUGUCAUAUAGACUGACAUACUUUUUCUAAAUUUUUUUAAAACUUAUUUUAUAGAGAUUGAUUCGGAGUUUGAUUCCGAUUCAGCAUCAACAAGUUGAUGACUUUAAUUUAGUUUUGGUUAGACUUUGGACUAAGCAUUAGGCAUUUGGAAUAGGGUGGUUUCAAAGAAGAAAGAAAAAUCUUAUUAGUUCCGGUUCAUGGGUUUCCUCACGAGGACGAAGCAGGUUAAACUUCCCGUUUAACUUACAUCAACAGGAAUCUCUUGGGGCCGACUGCACGUUCUUUUUCUUGGCCCUGGGAACAUAUUUGCAACGCUGUGCAGCGAUUAUCGAUUCCAGUGGGUGAUCAAUUCGUCAAUUGCAGACUACAAAUCGUCUGCUCAUCGCUGUCCUUUUCCCCACGUUUGUCACCGUCUUUCAGAGUUUCAUCUUCUACUUUCAACUUGGUGAAGAAUGGGAAGCAAAAUGGAUAAUGAAAUGGGGAUGUCAAUUUUGAGCUCAAUUCUUCACCGCAUGUCCUACCCUAACAUGGUGGUUUCCAAGGAAGAUGGCUUUUCCGAAACCAUUGACGUCAAAGACCUCCACAGUUUGUUGCUGAAAGGAUGCCAAAGAAAUCAGAGAAUCCCUCAAAGCUCAAAUCUCACUCUGGUGGAGCGUGAAUGUUCAGAAGGAAUCGUUAUCCAAGUGAAAACAUUGACUGGCAAAACCAUAAACAUCAAUAUAAAGGUCACAGCAUGUGCCAGAGAUGUGAAGAAAAAAAUUCGGUCCAAGGAAGGUAUUCCCCUUGACCAACAGCGCUUGAUUUUUGCAGGCAGACAACUGUUGGAUGAAGAAAUAUUAGAUCAUGUCGGAAUCAAGAAUGACAGCACUUUACAUCUUAUUCUCAGACUUCGUGGAGGAGGACCAGGAAUUCUACUGUCUGCCGAUGGAUUAUUGGAUGAAAGGUUCCAUUUUGAUUUCACCUCAGUUGUCGACAAAAAGGCAUACAGCCGAGGUGGACUGAUCUACAUUCGUCCAUGCGGAUGGAAACGUUUCGCCUUGAAAGUCGGCGGCAAGUACAAGGACAACACCUGGCUGCUGGGCAAAGGCAAACGACCCGAUCCUUUCUCAUCUGCCGAAGAAGAAUGGCCCGUCUCGUACCAUGGAACGUCGUACAACAACGGCCUGUCCAUCGCCGAGGAAGGAUACAGAUUGAGCCAGUGCAAGCGAUUCAAACACGGAUUCGGCAUUUAUUCGACUCCCGAAAUUGAUGUGGCGUUCAAGUACGCCGAAACGAGGAAACAAGCAGAUGGAAAAACGUACAAGGUCGUCAUCCAAAAUCGCGUCAACCCCAAGACGUUGAUCAAAAUCGACAAAGUUGAGACCAAAGUCGGUGAAUAUUGGAUCUCGCCGAGCGAAGAAGAUAUUCGUCCCUACGGUUUCUGCACUCGAGAAUGUUGAAUUUCAAUUUGGUUUUAAUUAAUUGAUUUUUUUGUUGGAGCACCAACGUCUUUUGUAACCUAGACUUUUAAACUAAGAACAAAACGAUGUUUCCGUUUUCUUA